AAAGUGAUGGCGAAUGAUGAAACUCCCCAAGAUGAGCCAGUCAACAAAAUCGAGGAUGGAAAAGUGCCUCGGGUUGCCGGCUUCCGUCCAGCUAACCGUUCGGACCUUCCUCGGAUCUGUCAAAUGAUGGGAACCAUAACCGUCGAUUUGUUUGGAGACGUCGAUGCUGGCUACGUUUUCGAAAAAGCUUGCUUGUCUCUCGUACAAGUCAACGAAGAAGAGAGAAUCGUAUCGAACGUCAGCUUGUGCAAUUUCCCCAACGUUCCUUCGGUACCCCCGAACGAUUGGCUCGCUUGGAUAACGCGGCAUUACGAAGUGCCUGGAGUCAAUGAGAAAAACACAUUAUUUAUUCACCUUCUCGUCUGGGAGUGUCGUUACGACGAGGAAUUUAUAAAAAUGAUGCUCAACGAUAUAUUCCUUUCGACUUCGCACUGCCUCCAUGUGAUAAUGAUCGUUCCACCGGGAGCUAAAGUUCCUGCAGUGGAAAUGUUCAAUCAUAACAUGAAGAAGUUUCUGCCUGUCAACGAAAAGGACAACGAGAUGGUGCAAACGCUUUACGUCGGUCUGAGGAGUCAGGAGGACCCGAAACUUGCGAUACGACGUGCCGUAGAAGAAGACAACGACGAUUUGAUACCGAUAAUAGACGCAGAAUCGAAGGUCCUCAGAGAAAUCUACGGAGAUUAUUACAUCAGUGAAAUGAUGCGAUACUCCGACGAGGGAAAUCGACAGAUGAUCGUUGCCGAGAGCGAGGGUCAUGCAACGGGUGUAAUGUGUCUCAACAGGGUAUUCGACGUGGAUGUUUUGGUCGAAAAUUUCGAGCUCGUGCCGUACAACGACCUUCGCAAGUGUGCAGCGAGCGAGUCGCCGGAUUCGAAGUCCAGUUCGUCGUCGCGAACAUCGUCGAGCUCGUCGUCCGAUUUUACCAAGACCGCGAGCGCUGUGAUGGAUCCCGAGGCUCCAAGGAACCGGGAGCGGGAACGUUUCAGUGUUGCGAUUGCACAAACCCUUCGUUUCGAGGAUGAAGUCAGCGGCGAAAUCGACCCGGAGGGCUCCGCACAACCGAUCGUCAAGUCGGUCAAGUUCUCGGAGAAAUGGAGCGGAGUCAAUCCUUCUGUAAACUUUGAAUCCGUUCUCCGCACCAGCGUUUUUGCAGAGGCCAUCCACGAUUUGCCGCGUACGUUUCGUCGCCUUAAAUGAUAAUAUUCGCCGGAUAAAUUCACCUGGAAAUUGUGCCCCAGCAAACGAAGCAACGAUCUGAUAAAAACACACACGUUUCCAGUCAGGAGUCUCGCUUCGUCGAUCUACACCGACGAGGACGACGACGACCUUCCUCUGUCGUAUUACAGCGAUAAAACAGAACGGAGUUCCAGCCUGCAGUCUAACGCCGUCGAAACGAACGCCUUCGUCUUGGAACUCUUCAGCAUGAACAGUGGCAUCCACGAAAGACACGGCCGCGAUUAUCUCGAAGCGGCGUUCGAGUGUUUUCCGGAUCUUGAUUACUGCGUUAUGCUGCAACCUUCGACCCAGCCGUUUUUCACCUUUCUUGAAAAUUUUGCGGUGCCACUUUUUCUUAUCCUGAGACAAUUAGGCAUUCCCCAAUAAACUGGCGAGUGAGAUGCUCUCAAAAUUCAUUUAAAAGCGACUGGACUGUGCCAUGAUUUUUACAGCGAGUCCCAUUGCGUUUCGACCGAGAUUUUCCGAUGGAGUUGUACGUAACGCAUCGUGCGACGCUCUUAAGUUCCUUUACGUCCCGGGAAGCGAUUCCGUACGAUCGAGAAAUGAUCGUGCAUUUGCUCCGGAAAAUACCAAAGAAGAAAGUGAUACUCGACGAUUUUGACGAGACGAUUAUUUACCCGGAAGGAGACAAGCGCUGCUACGUUUUUUUGUGCGGCGAGCACUUAAUUGGGCUCGCUAUAAUUCGGUAUUAAUUCAACGUAAAACAGCGAAGGACCACUCAGGACUCAGGUGCUUGGGAAAAUCAUUUGGUUUUUUAUCGCAGCUCGGAAUUACGCCUCGAUGAAUUGUACCGGAAUUACGACGUGGAGAGUUUCGUAUCGAUGAAAAAUACUCUGAGAGACGAUCAUGCACAACUGCUUCACUUCAUCACGAUUCCAGUCUUUUCUGUUCACGACAAAAUAUUCUUUUGCGAAUUGAUGCGCCUGAGCUUCACUACGGUUCUAUAUUAUCGACUUUACGACUGCGAGACAACCGUCGCCGAUUUCCCAUUCCAAGACUUCAUAACUCUGUACGGGAAGCACGAUAGCAUGCUCAACAAUGUGAAGCUUCGUUUUCGGGCAAGUGAAGUUCCCAAUAAGAGUAAUGAAAUUUCGCUAAUUGUAUACUGAGAAAUGCUAAAGCGUUGUCAAAAAAUUCGCAGUACUCGUUGAUCAUCGACUUUUUCGCGUACUUCGCUGAGCCCUGGGCAGCAGCACUCUUUCACGAUAGAUUCGAUGCCUUGAGACUCGAAAACCGCGCCAUACUCUUGUCGGAAGCCGGCAUGCAAAGCAGUUCUUUGAUCGAAGACAUCAUGAACGUAUGCAUGAAAUCAAAUUGGAAAGAGCUGAGCGAAGAAAACUCUCAAGAUAUCGAGUCAAAAUACGCGGGUUCAAUUUACCAGGAGGCGAUAUCGAGCAACGUGAUGAAUUUUCUACAAGAAGCGGAAGAAGUUUUGCCGAUGUAUUGCAAUCCAUGUAAACUGAGACGUCAAUUACAAGACGAUUGAGGAGUUGAUGAAUACGAAAUCGUGUGUUGGGGAGGAUAAAAAUGAUGAAAACGUUUUGUGUGAUGCGUAUGAGUAGGAAUAAGAUGCGAACACGUAUAGUCGAUUUAAUAGUCACGAAGCUCCAGGAAAAAGGCAGUGAGAGGGACUUGCCUAUGCGAAUAAUGCAGGGAAAGAGGAAUUCGUUUAUCGCUGUGCGAGUCAAGAGACAAGUUGAAAUUUCCUGUUCAUAGGCGAGGUCAGCACCAACGCGACGACAAUUGCUGCAAUUUCUUUGUUGUUGAAUACACCGUAUUGGCCUGACAAAGGUUCGCGAGGGAAUGAUGGAUAAUCAGACUGGAAAGUCGUCUAUGUGCGUGGGGAUGAUUGUGUGCAAAAAAAUGAACGUGCCAAUAUGAAAGUGCGUUUGACACAAAGCAUCGUGGAAUCAAUGAAACUUGGAAAUGCUUCAAUGAUCGGAGACAUUGAAACAAAUUGUUGAAAAUACUUUCAAUUUAUUGGAACAGGGGAGACUGGGGCUAGUUUGCCAACGGGACAAGUUGACUAAUAAACAAUAACACCCAAACUACGAAAUGUAAACAUA
Messenger RNA from Venturia canescens, 3302 nucleotides. RefSeq names its product cilia- and flagella-associated protein 61. The transcript is spliced from 8 exons. The record is from RefSeq and is a predicted model, not a curated record. NCBI's taxonomy places the organism in Eukaryota, Metazoa, Arthropoda, Insecta, Hymenoptera, Ichneumonidae. Bases 7 to 1197 code for a protein of 396 amino acids.